AUGGAUUCUAGUAAAAUAUUUUCAAAAAUAAAGGAUCUAGGUCAUAAUAAUAGUAAACGCGAAGAGUUACGUGAGUAUUGUAAGUUAAAAAUUGAUCAGAUAGUUAAAUUUUUAUCACGGCGGAUUUUGAAUAGUGAUGGGGCUUAUAUAUUGGAUUGUUUAUUUAAUGGAUUGCCGUUUAUUCCGUCAAUAUGCUCGAAUAAAGUAAAAAUAAUAGAUAUAGUGCUAAAGACAAUGAGGAGUGAAUCAACUUCUCUUACACACUGUGGAGAUGUCAUAAGCCGAGUGUGCUUGGAACUUCCUAAGUUACCAGUUACUGACUUGGUCAGAUGGUCUGAUGACAGUGUGCAAUCAAUAGUGGAUGAUAGUGAUGUUAAUAUGAUAUGGAGGGAUGUUCUGCCUGAAUGUUUGAAUGCAGUAGCUACUUAUGAUAGCAUCAAACAUUGUGGCACUGAUAUGGCGGGUAUGGACUAUAAAGUGCAAUGUAUACACACAUUGUGUCAGUGUAGGUGGACUGAAAGGCAGCUAGUGCAACUUGCUGCUAUGUUUAAAGAUAUGCAAUUGUCUAAAUGCGAUCAUAAGCAAGUUGUGAACAAGAUUUGUUCAUACAUCAUGGAGAUUCCACCUGAAACUCUUCCACCACUGGUUCAUCAAUUGUUAAAAUUAUGCAAGUUAUACAAUAUAGAAAUUGUGCUCGCCCAUUUGAGUCAUUAUUUUAAUUUACACCUGUAUAGCAAGCUAGAGCCUCCGCCACAAGAUUCAGAAUCUACUACGAUGGAUAUUGAUGAUAUAGUACAACAUAGUCCAGCAGAGCUCAGUCGCUGCUUAUCCACAUGCAUCUACCACAUUACGCAAGGAGCAGCUGAUCCUGAACUCAUUCGAAAGCACAUAAAGUUGUGGCCUAAGACCCAGCUGCUACGAGCACCUUUCCUCCUCGAUGUAGCACUGGCUGUGUCUGAUAAGGGAGCAGAUUUCAAAUCUGUGUGUUUGGAUGCAAUAAGGUCUGCAAUAGAGCAGCGAGCUCUUGAUGAGUUGCGUAGUGAGCAGUCGGCGUGGGUGCGUUCAGUUCUCCCCCCUGAUGUGGAUGUAGCCAGCGUCCUCAAGGUCCUCACUACUGAAAGCGCCAACCACCGACAAUUAACUGUACUGGGUCUCAUCAACUUGGCCUUUUCCCUGCUGUCGGUAUCGAGACUUAAGCCCGUGGCUGAAGUGUGUUGGUCGCACGGGAAAUUGAUAUUGGUGCGCUUGUGCAAGUAUCAGCCGGAAACCGCGGGCCAUAUUUUGAGCCAACUGGCUGAUAAAUUGUCUGGUGAUGCUACGCAGCGGCAAUAUUCAGAAUGCCUAUACAUCUUGUGCAAACUAACACCAGUCUCGGUAGAGCGGUGUACACAAGUGAGUUUAAUCCUCGAGUGCUGCCAGCCCUCAGCCACGGAGUUCGUGUCAGCCGCUCGCGUUCUGGACGCCGUGCAUCCGUUGCUCAGCUUCAGUACCAGAACUCGGGACGCUCUUGUUAUGGUCUGCCGGAAAGGACUAUACUCAAGAGACUCACUACACCGCUGCCUAUCGCUGUCCGGGUUCUUGUCCGUGUUGCGUCAUAUCAAGGUGUCGAGUGUGUCAGCGGCGGGGAGUCAGUGCGGGAGCAGCGACCACAGCGCGCACUCGUACCUCACGCAGCUCGCUGUGGACCUGCACGCCACGCAGCAGGGCGCAGUUGUAACUUCGCGCGUUCGAAACGAAGCCAUGUGUUUGGAAGUGGUAUCCAUACUGCGUCGGUGCCUGGCGCAAGACGCUGCUGUCAAGCAACUGCUAUAUACUCAGUUGUACAACUGUGUGAAGGACAAAUCUGUACUUCACGAGUCCGUGCUGGAGCUAAUUUACGAACAUGUUAGCAAGUAUCUACCAGAUGAAGAUAAUGACUGUACCUUGCUGUUGGACAAGUGUGUUCAGACCACUGCCAUUUCAGCUAUGCUAACUGAACCAAUCUCCAGACUCCUGUAUGUCAUAGCUCAGUUUCUUCAACCAGUGGAAGAGGAGGAUCUAGAAGAUAUUCUCGCCAGUCAGAGCAUAGAGACCUGCAGCGCUCAUUUGAAAAGCAAAUUGAGCAGCAUUAUGGAAAAACUAUGCAGUAGCAGCAACAUUGCUCAGAUUGAUCUGGAGGACCCUGGACUUGCCGACCUAACUCCUGAAUCGAAGGCGAAGAGCUUAAAGGUUCAACAAAUAUUGCAAUGCCAUGAGGCGUUUAUUGCACAUCAGAUAAUGCAGUGGAACUCUGGCAGCACCAAUGCAGCUACCUCUGUAUAUAAGUUGUUUAAGGCUUGCAAUGAGCUGUUGGAACAGACAAAGACUCCAACAAAACUGAGUAAGAAGAACAGCAAAUCAAAUUUAAAUGACACUAAAGAAACAUGUAAGUCGCAGAAGAGCCAGAAGUCACAAAAAGAUAAAGGCAAAGGUCCAAACAAACUAUCAAAUAUGGUGAAGGAUAGAGCUGGACCUUUUAAGCCUUUACCCUGCGUGUGGGAUCUCAAGUUUUGUCUGAGGAUACUGGAUUUGUUGUAUAGUGAGGAAGUAACCUGGACAUCUCUAGAGCAACGGAAUCAACUACGGGCCCGGCGCGAUUUCCACCACUGGACACUACGCGGAGUGCUCAGUGUACUGUCAGAGCGCGUAGAUAAGCGAUCCGUGGCGACUACAGUAGUUGAGAUUGCUGCCCUGAUAUAUAAAAGAUGUAUCCGUCGGUUUCAAGAUAUGUGCGAUUUCGAUGAUCAAACUGCUCUGGGUUGUCUGGAUGUUUUCAAAAGCUGCCUAAACUUGAUUUUAUCGAAUAACUACUCUUUGAAGACCGAUGUCCUUCUUUCAAAUAUUACGGGGCUGAGCGACAGCAGCAGUGCAGCAAGCGUGGCCGCCAUGUUGGAUUGCACUCACACUGCACUGGUGCAGCUGGAGGCCGACUGUGUGGAGGAUGCUGACGUCACUGCGAAGAAGAUUCUCGGCGCAUGCUUCCAGCUGGUCACUACCCUGUUGGAGAUACCGAUGCAUUCGAGUGCGGACGUCAAUCGUGUGAUAAUCAAGUUGGAGGAGUACAUCCGUACAAGCAAACAAGAUUGCUUGCAGCUGAUAUCGCCAGUACUUGGUGCCGCGUAUCGGGAGCAACAGGAAGCACAGUUGCUACAGGACUUAUUGCUCAAGCUCGCUACAGCUCUCGGCAGAAUCGAUGAAGAGGACUCGUCAGUAGAAGAGUCAGCAAGUUUUCCCAGCAUCGACUCACGCACAGGUCACGUGGCCUUGAAUCACGUUUGCGUUCACCUCGGUCACCGGUUCAAAUGCGUUGAACACCUUUUAGUUAGAGCGAAGGAUUUGACAGCGGCGCUCGACAUCGCUGCUCCAUUACACCAGCAACGGAUUGAUAGAGAAGUGAACGAGUUAUACAAGAGCAUCGUGAUCCAGCUGUGCCAGCUGUGCACGUGGACGCGCGACGUAUCGCGACUAAGGUGUGCAGCGGGUGGCAGCGAGCGCGUGCUGGCGCUGUGCGUGCGCCUGUACUGCGCGCUCGGCACGCUCGCCAAGCAGCUGCAACCCGCCAUGGCCCCCGCCUUGAGGUUGGAGCGUCUGCUGAAGUUGUGCGGUAAAAAACUGUCGUCGGUGAUGGACUCGCUUAUCACGUACGUGGAACAGUCGCAGCAAAGCGGGAAACGUGGCUCCCGGCUGCCGAAAGACACUCGGCUCCUUCCGCGGCUAGUACUGGAGGCGGAGCAAUUCGCAAACCAUAUCACGUUGCUGGCUAACAAGGCUAAGGUGAACUACCAGCAGUACCUUUCCCUCGGAACCGCAAGGGACUUUAGAAUCAAAGCGCCCGUGUUACAGGAGAUGCUUAACGCAAUGGAGCAACAAGCUGACAACACAAGAGAUACAGACGAACCAGAUAUAAACGAUGCGGCCACGGAAAUUAUUCCACGGACGAGCGAUAACGAGCAAGAAGUCGAGGAAGAAAGCGACGAGGAAACUUCUAGAAGGAAACGAAGGAGAGUGUCAUAA
Molecule: messenger RNA, 4032 nt
Organism: Parnassius mnemosyne (clouded apollo)
Lineage: Eukaryota; Metazoa; Arthropoda; Insecta; Lepidoptera; Papilionidae
Source: the annotation of a GenBank genome assembly